UAAUCGGCGGCAGAGAGAUGAGGAAACACUGAUCUGAGGAUACUGUAUAAAAAGAAGAGUAAACAUGCUCAUUCAUUCACCGCUUCACGCUACAGGCUUCUGGACGAAAAUCAACAGAAUCCUCAGAGAGUCAACUCCGUGCAAGAUCAAGAAGAAAAUGAAGUCUGCUGCAGUUUUUCUUGCAGUUGCAUGUCUACUCCUUGCAUAUGUACAAGGACUACCGAGGAUCAAUUCCAGGAGGUGUUUGUGUCAGGGUCCUGUGGUUAACGCAGUUCGUCUACAACGGAUUGACAAGAUUGAAUUGUAUCCUGCAAGUGCAACUUGUCAGAAAGUGGAAAUUAUUGUCACUCUGAAGAGCGGCGCAGGACAAAAAUGUCUGAACCCAGAAUCCGAAUUUACUCAGACCUACAUCAUGAAAGCCAUUAAAAAAAGGAACGCAGAGUAAAGAGUGUGAUGUGACACUACUGAACUGAUGUGAAACGAUCUUAUCUGCAGUCAACAUUUUCAAUUCCUGAACUGAUAAAGCUUGUCUUACUACUAUAUUUUUUGUCUUUGAAUAUUGUAAAAACUGAUUUUUUUCUAUAUCUACUGUUUACUUUAUGUCACAACUGUAUAUUGUAAGUCACUUUUAGAACCUUUUUGAACAAGAUUUUUCUUUUUACAUAAUUUAUUAUUUUACAUUUUUGUAAACGAAUCUACAUGUCUUAUGUAUAAAGAAUUAAACACAGAGGUUUCUUA
Messenger RNA from Ictalurus furcatus (blue catfish), 738 nucleotides. Its product is annotated as C-X-C motif chemokine 11-6. Gene Ontology annotation, biological process: antimicrobial humoral immune response mediated by antimicrobial peptide; cellular response to lipopolysaccharide; inflammatory response. The transcript has 4 exons. Bases 65 to 445 code for a protein of 126 amino acids. The record is from RefSeq and is a predicted model, not a curated record. Gene Ontology annotation, molecular function: CXCR chemokine receptor binding; chemokine activity. Lineage: Eukaryota; Metazoa; Chordata; Actinopteri; Siluriformes; Ictaluridae. Gene Ontology annotation, cellular component: extracellular region.